Molecule: messenger RNA, 1514 nt
Organism: Mizuhopecten yessoensis (Yesso scallop)
Lineage: Eukaryota; Metazoa; Mollusca; Bivalvia; Pectinida; Pectinidae
Product: galectin-6-like
Exons: 9
Molecular function (GO): carbohydrate binding
Source: RefSeq, a predicted model, not a curated record
GUUUAGCAUCAACUUCGGCUGUGAUUGCGAGAAUAAUUCGACGGCCUUCCACUUCAAUCCGCGUCCCACAGAGGGCGUGGUCAUCCGGAACGCCAACCUUGGAGGCUGGGGAGAUGAGGAGAGAGACUAUGAAGCUGAGUUCCCCUUUACACCCAUGAACUACUUUGACGCCAUGUUUGUCUGUACAGAUGACCAAUAUGUUGUCCAUGUAAAUGACAAGUACUUCACUAACUUCGGCCACCGCUGUGGAGUUCCAGACGCAAGUCAUUUCCACAUUCAAGGUAACAUGGAUAUCAAGGACGUCGAGUACUACGAACCCCUGGACGAUGACUUUGUGAAGGAGAUUCCAUGUGGUCUUGAGAAAGGAGACGUCGUCUUCUUUAAGGGGUUUAUGAGGCCAGGAGGUGAUACUUUCUCCGUCAACCUAAUGAAUGGACCUUCUGCCGACGAUGACAUCGCCUUUCACUUCAACCCUCGAGUGGGAGAGGGAGCGCUGGUGAUGAACUGCCGGAUGGGUGACUGGGGCGAGGAGGAAAGGGAAGACCUUCCUUCCUGUUUCACAAACAAUGAACCAUUCGAGAUCAAAGUCGUAACAAAGAGCAGGAAAUUCAAGCUUUACGUGAACGGUAAAAAGGUUGCCAAAUUUGACGCCAGAGGACAAGUAGGCGACAUCAAGGGAAUCAACGUCAGAGGUGAUGCCUUUAUAUACCAGGCCAAGCUUCAGAGGAAAAUGGAAAAGCCAGUAGCCAUUGAGAGAAUCCCGGGUGGUUUCCGUGAAGGAGGAUGGGUUGUAAUCCAAGGAAUUCCAAAGAAAGGAUCCGGAGGAUUUGCAGUAAACUUGACAUGCGGUGAUGACGACGCUGAUGACAUUGCCAUGCACUUUAACCCCCGAUUGGAAGAGAACUGUACCAUUCGAAACACGUGUACAGGAGGUGAUUGGCAGGGGGAAGAAAGAGACCAGCCAAGCUUCCCUUUCGAACUCAAGGACACAUUUGAAAUCGCCAUCAAUGCCCAACCAGACAAAUUUGUUACAUUCGUCAAUGGUCAGAGGUACGUGGAAUAUGCCCAUCGCCUCCCGCUGGACAGCGUGUGCCACUUAAAGCUAACAGGAGAUGCUGACUUCUUUGAACCAGAGUUCUUCUAAAACCAUCCAAACAGUCCUGUGGAAACAACACCAGAAGAAAUAGAGCAAGUAGGGAGUAGACAUACUAGUGACACAGACUUUUCAAUACAUUCAUGCCUCUAAAAAGAUAGUAUGCUGCAAUUAUUGCAUGGACAUAUGACUAUAGAUGGACACCGUUCUAGACAGAAGGAAUUAAACAACAGUGUAUUAUAUAUUAUGUAACAGCUAUGGUGUAUCUUUAAAUAUAUCAAUAUGCAUGUAUGAAGGAUAACAUGUAUGCGCUUUAUUUUACCGACGCAAUCAAUGAGAGCUUAGCACAAUCUGUCCGAAAAAAGGUACUUAAUGUCGUUAUAUUUGUGAUUUAUAAUGUUAAAUAAACUAUUUUAUAUGA